Messenger RNA from Manihot esculenta (cassava), 790 nucleotides. Its product is annotated as CASP-like protein 1E1. The coding region runs from base 99 to 677 and encodes 192 amino acids. The record is from RefSeq and is a predicted model, not a curated record. NCBI's taxonomy places the organism in Eukaryota, Viridiplantae, Streptophyta, Magnoliopsida, Malpighiales, Euphorbiaceae. The transcript is spliced from 2 exons.
AUGCAACUCCUUUCCUGUUAUAGCCCUCCAUUCUCCCAGUCAUCCUUACCGUUUUCUCUCUCUCCAAUUAAGGCUAAGCUUAUUGGGCUGCUGUGACCAUGGAAAGCCAAAACAAGGUCAGCAAUGGUGCCAUGGAUGGUGUGGAGAGUAAAAGAGCAAAGGAAAGAGGAGGAAGGACAACUAGUUUCUUGCUUUUAAGGUUUAUGGCCUUGGUGCUAACUUUGGCUGCUGCAAUAGUUCUUGGGGUCAAUAAGCAGACCAAAGUUGUCCCAAUUCAGGUUGUGGACACCUUGCCACCUUUGAAUGUUCCUGUUGUUGCUAAGUGGCACUAUCUCUCUGCCUGCGUGUUCUUCGUGGUAUCAAAUGCGAUAGCAUGCUCAUAUGCAGCAAUAUCUAUACUCCUUUCUUUGAGUGGGAAGAAAAGCUCGGUGCUUAUUACCAUAAUCCUUGACCUAUUGAUGGUGGCUUUGCUAUUUUCCGGCAUCGGAGCAGCCGGAGCUAUUGGACUUAUGGGAUAUAAAGGGAAUUCACAUGUGAGGUGGAAAAAAGUGUGCAACGUGUAUGGGAGAUUCUGCAACCAAGCUGUGGCUGCUAUUGCCCUAUCUUUUCUUGGUUCAGUAGUUUUCGUGUUGCUGAUUACGCUUGCUGUUCUCCGCCUUCAUAAGAAAUCUAAAUGAAAUGGAACUGAUUUGGAUACUUUUAGUAACGGAGGACGAUUGUAAUGGCUGCCCAUGUAUCUGUAGGCUGUAGCUGCUUUUUUUUUUUUUAAAAAAAAAAAAAAAAAGAAAAA